Messenger RNA from Triticum urartu, 1178 nucleotides. Its product is annotated as leucine-rich repeat protein 2. The record is from RefSeq and is a predicted model, not a curated record. Lineage: Eukaryota; Viridiplantae; Streptophyta; Magnoliopsida; Poales; Poaceae.
CCACUCGGUCACGCAGCGCCUUCCCCAUUUCCACAACCGCCCGUCCUCCUCCUCCUCCCCCUCCCACGCUACAGCAGAGCAGCAGCAGCAGCAGCCCCGUCGAUCUACUCCGCGCUCCUCUCCCCCCCAGACCCGGCCGCUCCUCGCCGCCAUGGCGCCUCGCGUGCCCUCCUCCCUCCUCCUCGUCGGCGCCGCGCUGCUCCUGGGCCUGGCGGCCGGCGCGGCGCGGGCGUCCAACGAGGAGGGGGACGCGCUGUACGCGCUGCGGAUGCGGCUGUCGGACCCCAACGGCGUGCUCCAGAGCUGGGAUCCCACCCUCGUCAACCCCUGCACCUGGUUCCACGUCACCUGCGACACCGCCAGCCGCGUCGUGCGCCUGGAUUUAGGCAACUCCAACGUCUCCGGCUCCAUCGGCCCCGAGCUCAGCCGCCUUGUGAAUCUUCAGUACCUGGAGCUGUACAGGAACAACCUCAACGGCGAGAUCCCAAAAGAGUUGGGCAAGCUGAAGAAUUUGAUCAGCUUGGAUCUGUAUGCCAAUAAGCUCACCGGAAGAAUCCCCAAGUCGCUUUCCAAGCUCAGCUCGCUGAGAUUCAUGCGUUUGAACAACAACAAGCUUGCUGGAUCUAUUCCACGGGAGCUGGCCAAACUCUCCAACCUUAAAGUCAUUGAUUUGUCUAACAAUGACUUAUGUGGGACGAUCCCCGUCGAUGGUCCAUUCUCAAGCUUCCCUCUUAGAAGCUUCGAGAACAACAGCAGACUGAACGGCCCGGAGCUGCAAGGAUUGGUUUCCUAUGACUUUGGAUGCUAGAAAGCGCUGAUGCACACGACAAUGCACGUGGAAGGAAGGCAAAAAAUUAUAGUAGUACAACAAAUAGUAGGAAGCUUAGCACUACAACAUGUAUGGCUUGCGAUACAUGCAGCAGAAGAUGAAGAAGGUAUGUGAGCAUAGGGUCUGCGUUCGGUACUCAGACCCCAGAAGGAAAAGAAUGGGAUGUGAGAAGUCUUAGCUUGAUCGAUUGUUAUUGCCGUAUUGUAAAUUGUAAUAAGCUGCUUAGUACCGCAGCUAAGCUGACCUCUUGGGUCCAUUGAGUAAGCCUUUGCCAGUUCGGAACUAAAUCCCAGCUGAUGAAGUUAUGUAUCUCAAGUUUUAUCUACAAACGAUCCACAUCUCUUUGUUA